Molecule: messenger RNA, 894 nt
Organism: Ustilaginoidea virens
Lineage: Eukaryota; Fungi; Ascomycota; Sordariomycetes; Hypocreales; Clavicipitaceae
Exons: 3
Coding region: 1-894 (297 amino acids)
Biological process (GO): signal transduction; inositol metabolic process; phosphatidylinositol phosphate biosynthetic process
Molecular function (GO): inositol monophosphate 1-phosphatase activity
Source: RefSeq, a predicted model, not a curated record
AUGGCCGACCUCGACCUCCAAGCCGUCCACGAUGAAAUGGUGGCCGUCGCCUACGAGGCCGGCCGGAUGAUGCUCGCCGCCGACCCGGCCCGCCUCGACACCCACACCAAGCUCAACUCUGUCGACAUCGUCACCGAGGCCGACCGCGCCGUUGAGCACAUGAUCCUCACCCGCCUAUCUGCCGCGUUCCCGUCCAUCUCCUUCCUCGGCGAGGAGACCUACCAGCCCGGCAUGAGGCUCGGCCCGGAGCCGACUUUUGUCGUCGACCCUAUUGACGGCACCACCAACUUUGUGCACUCGUUCCCCAGCGCGUGCACCUCGCUCGGCCUGGCGGUCGGCCGCCGCCCCGUCGUCGGCGUCAUCUACAACCCGUGGCAGGACGUGCUGUUCACGGCCGUCGACGGCCGCGGCGCGCACAUGACGCGCGGCCGGGGCGCCGCGCCGCAGAGGCUGCCGCUGGCCCGGCCGCCCCGGCCGCUGGGCGGGCUGGCCGGCGCCCUCGUCGCCGUCGAGUGGGGGGCCGACCGCGACGGCGCCAACUUUGAGCGCAAGACGGCCGUGUUCAAGAGGCUCGCGGGGAGCCGCGAGACGGGCGGCGCCAUGGUCCACUCGCUGCGGUCGCUGGGCUCCGCGGCGCUCAACAUGGCCGCCGUGGCGGCUGGCCAGAUGGACGCCUACUGGGAGGGCGGCUGCUGGGCCUGGGACGUCUGCGCCGGCUGGUGCAUCCUCCGCGAGGCCGGCGGCCGCGUCGUCAGCGGCAACCCGGGCGGCUGGGACGCCGACCUCGAGUCGCGCGUCUAUCUGGCGGUGCGGGCGGCGCCCGCCGGCCAGCGCGAGCUGGUCGACGAGUUUUGGAGCGUCAUCGGCGACGCGAGCUUGGAGUACUCGGCCUGA